UUCUAUCUCUCUCCUGUUUUCCAACUCCCUCUAAUUUCCAUCGCCCUCUGAUUUUCUCUGCAAGCAAAACUCCAUUUCGAUUUCCAUCCAAAUCCCUGCAGGAAAUCAACAGGAAUCUGCGAAAACUGAAUUCCAAGUUCUUUCUCGCCUUCGUUCGGGCAGAGAACCAAUCGAGAGAGAGAGGGCGUAGGUUUUCGAAUCGUUCGCCAUGGGGGAAUUGAACAUGGAGGACAUGCCGUUGCCGUCUCUGUUCGAGCAGUCCCGCAAGAUUCACCUCGCCGCCACGGAGUCCGCCGUCGAUCAGGAUACCGUGAGAAGAGGAAUCGAAGGUUUGGGGAAGUGCGAGAACAUGAUAAGUACGCUGGGAUUGUUCUCGGCCAACGAGACUAAGGAGGAUAUCAGCACUUCGAAUCUCAAGUACAUUUUGGUCCCUUUUUAUCUGGCUGAAUUGAUGGAAAAGGUUUCUGCUGAUGAUAGGAUACCCAUUCUUAAAGCUUCUCAGGAAAAACUAAAGGAAUUUAUGUCAUUUUGUGAAGCGAUGGAACUUUUACCCAAGGGAGAGUUAGAGACAUCUGUACCCGGAGGUUCGAAUCAAAUGGUAGAUCGAAGAGCUAGAAAGAUAGCACGUUUCAAACGUCAAAAAGCUGCUGAAUCAAAGUUGCUUGAAAUCAAGGAACGGAAAGAGCGGCGUGGGAGGUCAACCAAAGCAGCUGCCUUAUCUACUCCUGUGGAGGCAGGAGAAGAAGAAAUGGUCGAUGAUGACAGCGAGGAAGAGCGUGAGGCUUGGCUUACUACAAUCUCUCUAGCGAUUUGUAAGGCUUUGGAUUUACUAGAAAUGCUACAGAAAGAGGAAGAAAUGCUUUCUGCUAUCAAAGAGAAACAGUCAAAGGAAGGGGAAAAGGAGUUCUCUCGUGCUAUUCUGGAUGAGCGCACAAAGACUGCUGAAACUUGGCACCGUAAUGCCGCAACUCGUGCACGAUAUACUAAACCGGCACAACCUAUUACAUGUGCUACUUUUGCACAAGAUGUUUUGGAAGGUAGGGCAAACGUUUCAGAUGCUCAUGAACAUAAACACCAACCCCUGAUAUUUGGACCUGCGAGCCUUGUAAAUGGGAGUCUGACUAGCGAGAGGGAUAGAAUAGCAGCACAAGUGUUCCAGCCAGGUCACAGGAUGCCAACCAUGAGCAUAGAGGAAGCUGGCUUGAAGGAGAUGCAGAUGAUGCAGAAGUUUCAAGAGAGAACUGCCAAGUUCAUGGAAGAGGCUAAUUCCGCGUGGUACAAGGAGAGGAAACAGCCAGGGCCAGUUGAAGAUGAGGACGAAGACGACGAUGCUGCUCAGGAAAGGGCGAGAGCCUUGGACGACUGGAAAGACGAGAAUCCUCGUGGGGCUGGAAAUAAGAAACUCACACCUUGCGGGUGAAUGUGGGGGGAUCCGAUCUACGGAUCCUCUCUGCUGGUGAAGCAUCUCCUGCAUGUCUGAACAACACCUUUCCUUUUUAGUUUUGUAAGUUUUGCAGACGAGAGAAACAUCUCUGUAAAUUAUCCAGGUUUCGGGUAAGAUAUUCUUUGUGCCUUUCCAAGAGUUGUGUUGCUGGGUAGCAUGAUUUGGUACGAGCUUGUUCCAAAGGUUGUCAAACCUUCAGCUUG
Eucalyptus grandis is the source of this 1647-nucleotide messenger RNA. RefSeq names its product PP2A regulatory subunit TAP46. Bases 209 to 1420 code for a protein of 403 amino acids. Gene Ontology annotation, cellular component: cytosol. Lineage: Eukaryota; Viridiplantae; Streptophyta; Magnoliopsida; Myrtales; Myrtaceae. The record is from RefSeq and is a predicted model, not a curated record. Gene Ontology annotation, biological process: regulation of dephosphorylation; regulation of signal transduction. The transcript is spliced from 9 exons. Gene Ontology annotation, molecular function: protein phosphatase 2A binding.